AUGUGGACUGACGAACAAGUUGAAAAUGUUCCUCCAUCAAGACAAAACUCGGCACCACCCACAAAUCCCAGUUCAUCCAGUGAAAGGGCUGGAUCGGUCUAUUCCGUAUCUACCACCAUACAGAGACAAUCGUCAGAUGAAAGAAGAUAUCCUGCUGGUCUCAGUCCGACUUCUAGUGCACCACCAGACCAUCCAAAGGAGGUUCCAGAGGCAUUUGACGAAGCUAUCUUGAGAGGAUUGUGUGAUAUGGAUGGCGCUUUACCACUUUUAGCAGAUAGAAUCAAACAGUCUGUCUCUUCUUGCAAAGCUGUCGGAACUUUCUUCAAAGCUCGGGCGGAGCUUGAAGACAAAUACGGAAAAGCACUUUCAGAGUUGUGUAAAGUCAGUAGCGACGCGUAUUCUAGAGCGGAUGGUAAAGCAGGUACUUUUGUCGACGCUUAUCAAGACUCUCUCAAAUUACAAGAUAAAAUGUCCAAAAGUCGGACAAGGUUCGCAUAUAGACUCGGUGAGAUGGCAGAGGAGUUGUUCAUGAUUGCGAGGGAAGGAGAAAGAUUACGAAAGUUGCAUAGGGAGACUGGGAUGAGGUAUCAGACUUUACUGCAGGACAGCGAGAUGGCCAUGGAGAAGGCAAAAGUCCGGUUCGACACAACGGCAGAAGAGCUCGAACGUGUUCUUGUGGCUAAAGAAGGUGAAUCGAUCAAAGAUUCUGGAAUGCGAUCGUCCAUGGCGAUAUCUUCCAGUCAAACAAAUGCAGGUCCUAGUGGAGGCCGAAGAGGUUUAGGUAAAGCCAUCAACAAGUUCAAAGGUAAAGGUCCGGCUUCCAUGGCGAGACAAGAAGAGGAAGUGAGGAACAGGAUGGGAGUAGCGAGUGAGGCAUUUAGGAAGGCUGUUCAGGAGAGUCAGACAUUGAGACAGGAAUAUUUCAAUUUCCAACUGCCAAAGAUAAUCCGGCUACUCAAAGAAUGCGCAGACGAAAUCGACCUGGGAAUGCAAUAUCACCUGGCCCGAUUCGCCUACAUAUACGAAUCCGCAGUGGUGGCGGACGGUACGGCUCUCACUCCUUUCGGAACACAGCCAGAGAAUCCCGGACUGCAAGCAAUUUUCGAAGGUAUUGAUAAUCGCACAGAUCUCAAGUCAUUCAUGCAAAACUACGCUGUGGCUAGGGGAGUUCCCAAGGGACCAAGACGUGAAGGACCCUACGACGAAGGAUACGUACCCACUUUACCCCCUCUCGUCCAGCGUAGCGCAAACAUGAUGUCGGCUCAAGCGUCACAAAUGUCACAAUCGUUCUCUAACGGUGCCCAUGGUCAGAGCAACGACCAAGGAUUUGGCAAUUAUUGGACUGCCACGGGUUCGGAAGAAUAUGCUAUUCCUGGGAUCCCCGCAUCAACAGGAGCGACCUUUGGUGUUGACCUAGGGGAGCAAUUGGCGAGGGAUGGGUCGGAAGUACCUAAGGUGGUUGAAAAGUGCGCGGAAGCCAUUGAAGAGUAUGGCUUAGAAUCGAUGGGAAUUUACAGGUUAUCAGGAAUAGCCUCCCGGGUCCAAGCUCUUAAACAAGCCUUAGAUCGAGAUAUCGAAAACACAGACGUCAUGUCGGAAGAAUGGUCAUCGGAUAUAAAUGUCGUCGCCAGUGCUCUCAAGUUAUGGUUCCGAGAAUUACCAGAACCGUUAUUGACGUAUGGGUUGUAUCAUCAGUUCAUCGAAGCUGCGCGAUACGAUAACGAUCGUCUACGGCAUAUUCGUCUACACGAACAAGUCAAUGAAUUACCGGAUGCCAAUUAUGCCACUCUUAAAUUCUUUUUGGGUCAUUUGAACAGAAUACGGCAGAACUCUUCAGUCAACCAAAUGUCAAUAUCCAACCUGUCGAUAGUGUUUGGUCCUACAUUAUUGGGUGCACCGCCAGAACAGGGUGGGUUGAAUUUAGAGCAUAUGAGUUAUCAGUGCAAGGCGAUCGAAACUAUUUUGGAGAGAUACCACGAAAUCUUCAUUGAAGAAGGGGCCGAGUCUUACUGA
This is a messenger RNA of Tremella mesenterica DSM 1558, 2013 nucleotides long. RefSeq lists its product as uncharacterized. Gene Ontology annotation, cellular component: cytoplasm. The transcript has 13 exons. Lineage: Eukaryota; Fungi; Basidiomycota; Tremellomycetes; Tremellales; Tremellaceae. Bases 1 to 2013 code for a protein of 670 amino acids. Gene Ontology annotation, biological process: signal transduction; regulation of GTPase activity. The record is from RefSeq and is a predicted model, not a curated record.